Stereum hirsutum FP-91666 SS1 is the source of this 566-nucleotide messenger RNA. RefSeq lists its product as uncharacterized. The transcript is spliced from 2 exons. NCBI's taxonomy places the organism in Eukaryota, Fungi, Basidiomycota, Agaricomycetes, Russulales, Stereaceae. The record is from RefSeq and is a predicted model, not a curated record. Bases 114 to 338 code for a protein of 74 amino acids.
GCCCAUCUCGCUGAGUACCUUAUCCGCCGCAAGCGAUGGAACCAGAACGCUCUGAUCUGAACUGGUAGGAUAGCUCGAGAUCGACGCCCCCACGAUAAAAUCGCACAAUUUUAAUGGCAUGCACUAAUACUGACCGCAUCAUUGGUGGUCCGUGCGCCGCGCCAUCAUCCACUGAUCCAUCAAUCACACGACACGACGAAAUCGGCGCAUCGGCAUCUGAAUCGGACUCGGAAUCGUCGCAUCGAAGGUUAUCUUCCGCAUACGGAAACCCCGCUGCGAUGUACGGGAUGAAUUCUGUCACAGGACAAGCUUUUCGUAGGCUUCGCUCACGCUUGUGACGAAGAGGUGCUCAUUCAUCCAAGCUUGGCUUUCCUUGAGCCUUUUUCGGGUGUCCCUGCACAUGAUUCACGUCUCAUCCUUUUGCGUCCAGCCUCCACCUUCUUUUCGCUCCGUGAGCCCGUAAGACGAGCUUAAUAUUAUGAAUCGUUCGUAAGCUCCUUGCUUCCUCCAAACCCUCCCCUCAUCUUCGUUCCUUCGUUCGUUCUUUCGCUUCUGCCAUAACUCAC